GGAGGCUGUGUCCCCACAAGCAAAUUCAGCCAGAGCAGUGGUCCUGACUGGUGAGGAGGGAGCAGGAGAGGCAAGCCCAGAUUCUGGAUUGCCUUCCAAGUCACUGACCCGGCCAUGCCCGCCCCGCUGCUCCCGCUCCUGCUUCGAAUGCUGCUGUCCCGCCUGCUGCUGCCCGCAGCCCGCCUGGCCCGCCAGCACCUCCUGCCCCUGCUGCGUCGAUUGGCCCGCCGCCUGGGCUCCCAGGACUUGCGUGAGGCUUUGCUGAGCUGCCUGCUGUUCAUCCUCAGCCAGAGACACCAGCCAGACACCGGAGAGGCCUCCAGAGUGGCCCGCCCUGAGAGGAGGGAGAGGCUAGCCCCGCAAAAAUGAGGCCCCGAGUCCUGCUAGCAACAGGGACGAAGUGCUUUCUUGUGGAGUACGACGGUCCAGACACCAUCACUGACCGAGGCCUGCCCAGUGGGCAUUAGCAGGAAUGACCGGAACCAGGCCCCGCAUCUAGCAGAAAACUGGUCUUCACCUCCUCCCUGCAUCCCUCAGGGCAUCUCCUCAUCACCGGGGCCUC
Myotis lucifugus (little brown bat) is the source of this 562-nucleotide messenger RNA. RefSeq names its product myomixer, myoblast fusion factor (gene MYMX). Lineage: Eukaryota; Metazoa; Chordata; Mammalia; Chiroptera; Vespertilionidae. The transcript is spliced from 2 exons. Gene Ontology annotation, cellular component: plasma membrane; endoplasmic reticulum membrane; Golgi membrane. The record is from RefSeq and is a predicted model, not a curated record. Bases 115 to 369 code for a protein of 84 amino acids. Gene Ontology annotation, biological process: skeletal muscle organ development; myoblast fusion.